AAUUUAUUGGACUGGAUCGGAUUUGGUGGAAAGAAUGAUCGCGGAAUAAAGUGUUUUACAGCAUUUUUUUAUAAAAGAAUUGGUUCUAAAUCUUCUAAAUCAAUAAUGAUCAGGAUUUUGAAUAGAUAAUAAUCAAUCUGCCGUUAAGAAAGCAACAAAAGGCUUGAUAUUCCUGUGAAAUCCUUCCAAGGCAAACAUGGCCAGUGUGUCGCGUGGCGGUGGUGGAUCUAACCCGCAUGGUCUGAGGCAAAUAGGAUUGGACCAGAUAUGGGAUGAUCUAAAAUCUGGAAUAGACCAUGUCUAUAAACGACAGAGUAUGAAGAAGAAUCGUUACAUGGAACUUUACACACAUGUUUAUAAUUACUGCACAAGUGUCCACCAGUCUAAUCAAGGUCAGCAAAGGACGCCCACUUCCAAGUCCAAGAAGGGUCAGCCGCAGGGUGGGGCACAAAUAGUUGGUCUUGAGCUCUACAGACGGCUAAGGGAGUUCCUGAAAAAUUACCUGGAGAAUCUAAGGAAGGAUGGACAGGAUUUCAUGGAUGAGAUUGUGCUGAAGUUCUACACCCAACAGUGGGAAGAGUAUCAGUUCUCCAGCAAGGUGUUAAAUGGGGUGUGCGCAUAUCUCAACCGACACUGGGUGCGGAGAGAAUGUGACGAGGGCAGGAAGGGAAUCUAUGAGAUUUAUUCUCUUGCACUUGUCACUUGGAGAGACAAUUUGUUCAAACAAUUAAACAAGCAGGUGACAAAUGCCGUGUUGAAGUUGAUCGAGCGCGAGAGGAGUGGGGAGACCAUCAACACUAGAUUAGUCAGCGGAGUAAUCAAUUGCUAUGUUGAAUUGGGUCUGAAUGAAGAGGAGCCCACCUCGAAAGGUCCCACGUUAACGGUUUAUAAAGAUCAUUUUGAGAGUCACUUCCUGGAGGACACGGAAACGUUCUACACACGUGAGAGCACCGAGUUUCUCCGACAAAACCCUGUCACCGAGUACAUGAAGAAGGCAGAGGCCCGAUUGGUAGAAGAACAACGAAGGGUGCAGGUCUACCUUCAUGAGAGCACAUACGACAGUCUGGCCAGGGUCUGUGAGAAAGUACUGAUCGAGAAACAUCUCGAAAUAUUCCACUCAGAGUUCCAGAAUUUGUUGAAUGAUGAUAAGAAUGAUGAUCUUGGUCGUAUGUACCAACUCGUGUCGCGGAUCCAGGAUGGCCUUGGUGAGCUGAAGUCUCUGUUAGAGACACACAUCCACAACCAGGGAUUGUCAGCGAUCGAGAAGUGUGGCGAGGCAGCCCAUAAUGACCCCAAAGUAUAUGUACAGACGAUACUCGACGUCCACAAGAAGUACAAUGCCCUCGUGAUGACUGCCUUCAACAACGACGCUGGCUUCGUUGCAGCGUUGGAUAAGGCUUGCGGCCGCUUUAUCAAUAAUAACGCCGUCACGCGGAUGGCAAAUUCUUCCAGCAAGUCACCAGAGCUCUUGGCACGUUACUGUGAUCUCCUCUUAAAGAAAAGUUCAAAGAAUCCAGAAGAACAAGAAUUGGAGGAUACAUUAAAUCAAGUUAUGGUUGUGUUUAAAUACAUCGAAGACAAGGAUGUGUUCCAGAAGUUCUAUAGCAAGAUGCUCGCAAAGCGGCUGGUACAGCACAUGUCGGCUAGCGAUGAUGCUGAGGCUAGCAUGAUCUCAAAACUGAAGCAGGCGUGCGGUUUCGAGUACACCUCCAAAUUGCAGCGCAUGUUCCAGGAUAUUGGAGUGAGCAAAGAUCUUAAUGAGCAGUUCAAGAGACAUCUGCAGAACUCGGGAGAACCCUUAGACAUUGACUUCUGCAUCCAGGUGCUAAGUUCAGGCUCGUGGCCAUUCCAACAGUCGUGUUCAUUUGUCCUACCGAUAGAAUUAGAGCGCAGCUUCCAGCGGUUUACGACAUUCUACGGUAGCCAACACAGCGGCCGCAAACUCAUGUGGCUUUAUCAGAUGUCGAAGGGAGAACUGGUCACAAAUUGUUUCAAAAACAGAUACACUUUACAGGCGUCCACGUUUCAGAUGGCCGUAUUAUUACAGUACAACCAAGGAGAUAGUUUCUCAGUCCAGCAGUUGUUAGAAAGUACACAAAUUAAACAGGACACGUUAGUCCAAGUGCUGCAGAUACUGCUGAAAUCUAAACUGCUGGUGUCUGAGCAUGAUGAAAACGACCUCCAGCCCUGCUCGGUUCUUUCAUUAUUCCUACAAUACAAGAACCGGAAGCUUCGUGUGAACAUCAAUGUGCCGAUGAAGACCGAGGUGAAAGCAGAACAGGAAUCGACACAUCAACAUAUAGAAGAAGACAGGAAACUAUUAAUACAGGCUGCCAUUGUCAGGAUAAUGAAGAUGAGGAAAGUGCUCAAACAUCAGCAGCUGCUGGCCGAGGUCCUUAAUCAACUGUCGUCAAGAUUUAAACCAAGAGUGCCUAUAAUCAAGAAAUGUAUAGACAUUCUUAUAGAGAAGGAAUACUUAGAGCGUGUGGAAGGACAGAAGGACACCUACAGCUAUCUUGCUUAAAUCACACCAGUGCAAUUACCAAUGAGAAGCCGGUCCAAUGUGCUUGAAUCCUUGUGUGGCUAUUGCGUGUGAACUUCCUGCCCGCAAAAAUCUGGACGUCCGGACUACGUCUCCCAGUUCAAUUCACCUGACUGACUACUCUGAGUGAUCACGAGUUCGAGCAGUUUGGCUUUAGAAUAUUGUAAUUGUUGGACAUUGGCAUGCUGCAAACCACCAAUUUGUGCUCUCGGCAUCUUUCUACACUUGACCCCUCGUAAAAGAGAUUGGUGUGUAUGCGAUUUGCAACAUCUUGGGGGGGGGGGGUACAUUUUUCAUUUGAAUAAACUAAUGAAUGCUCAUUGGGUAUCAAGAUUUUUGUUGGUAAUAUUUGAGCAUUCAAGUCACAAACUAUGAGAAGUGGUGGGUGACCACUUUUGAAAAUUAAUGCUAAGUUUUAUUUCCCAGUUCAUCAGAUUCUGUGUAGUGAACAAAAAUGGUCAUCUCAUGGCUCUUGGCUAGUGUUUAGUCUCUGUUUUUCAGCAGAAAUGCAAUGACUAAGAUUUUCCCUUUAGCCAAAUUUUUAAGGUAGAAAACAAAGUGUUGAACGAUAUGAGCUUGUUUGCUCCUCAUCGAACUCCAGUUUGAGGGUUCUUUGGCCUGUUCUGUGUAGAUGACCACCUUUUUGUGGUCGUUGGUUUGAAAAACUUUGUCGUGGCAUUUGUUUUAAGUCGCCCUGUAGAAAGGGGUGGUCCCGAGGUGUCACAUGUACCAGUUUGUAUUUGAUGUUCAAGGGAUUUCUCUUAGUUUGUUGAAAAAUUGCACAAUUUAUGAUGAACGAUUGUUUUACUUUGUAAUUUUUUGUCACGUAGAGCACCGGUUAUUUGAAACAAGAUUGGCUAACCAUUAUGUCACGUGGCUGUUCAAGAUGUAACAUGCUGCUCAUGAUAUAACUUGACAAACCAUGAUUAAAUGAGAUAUGACGGUUUGCGGGCUCUCCUGUUGUAAGCUUUUGGUUUUACAGACCAGAAGACCACCCUGGAAAAACGAUUAUCCAUCUGGAAUAUUAUGAUGAGCCAGUCUUCGUGUGAUGCUAUCUUUCUUAGUGCCUAGAAAUUUCUAUGUUGCGAUUUUCAAAUGUGAAUAGGCCAUGUUCUCCCGUUUGGUUAGAGUCAACUAUAUUUGGGAUGGACUAGGGGUCAGUCCUUUCAAUGGCAGUUGUCCUUUAGUUUUCUCCAUGAAUAGCACUAGCUGUAAAUAUCAAAACACUCUAUGCUUAUUCCUGUGAUGGUAGGACAGUAGCAAGUUUCUGCAAAUCAAAAAAUCACCCCUGCAUAUCGAUUUUACGUAUGGUUGAAAGGAUUCAAAAUAACCAUACGUAAGAUCAUGAAAUGGAUACGGAUAUGUCGAACUGACAGCAUAUACAUACCUACUGUAACUCCCAAAUGUUUAUAAACUGAUAUGGUGCCACUCCUUGUUCGUAAUUACUAGUUUAGUUCGAGGGGUGACGUCUUGUGAGGGGUGGUAUGAGGGAAUAUCGACUACAAGCGCACAUUUAAAUACCUGUAUCCUGUUGUUCAAAACAAGUUAAGUCACUAACUUUUCGUUGAUGUCAACUGGGCGUUAUCUUCUACAGUUUAGUCAAUCAGACUUGACACCCAGUUAAAGUUAUCGUCACGUUGCUGACUGGGCCCAAAGUGAAAUCAAGUGGACUGAGUGGUUGUUGUUGUUAGUGUGACAGUGUUUCUUGAAAAAAGUUUGAAUGAUUUCGGAGCUCGAGGGAAACAUUCAAAUAGGCUUGACAGCAUUCUCGAAACAAGUUGUCCAUCGACUCAGAUUUCAAGAGCUUGACUUCACUUUGCAAAUGGUAUUUACGAGGUGCAUUUAAUAAGGGGCCAUGUCCCACUUUUAGAUUUCUGUGUUGAAUUUGUACAUAGGUGUCAAAAUAUUGUCCAGAAAUUUACAGUUUGCGCAAACUAACAAAGCACUUGGAAUAGAUAGUGUAUGAUGUGUACACUGAAUCUUUUGUAUUCAGUAUAAAUACAUGUAGUAAGCGUGUUUUUGGGGAGGGGGUGGGGUUGCUGUGGUUACAAAACCAGUGAAUGAUGAGGAGGUUAUGUAUGGCCCCUUUUUUUCUGGCUUCUGGUCAUGCAGUGUUGGAUAAGGGGAGGUGCAUUUGCCGCACGUCUCCCUUUUCAAUGGAGAGCAACAGGGUGCCUCUCCCCAAGAAGCCAAUGACUACUUCUGAUUUUAGCCUCAGAUACCUGGAAAAUGUACCAAAAUUUUUCUGAGGGAAGGCCCCCCUCGUUCUGUGGUAUCAAGGGAGAAGUGGGCAAACUCGAUUGCUAGCUGUGCUUGGGCAACAGAAGGACCUAAUUUGUAUCAAGGCUGUUGAUUACCCAACUAGUGCAACAGGUCUUCUACCUUUAAAAGAAAGUACUUAACAUAAUUUGUGAUAAGUGUACAAUAGCUCGAGCCUCUGACUGGGAUUUUUUUUCUUUUUGAAAUUCCCUUCAAGUGGCAUUGGGUUUGUUUUGGCUACCUGCAAUUACUGCUAAUUUCAGCUCUGCAUUGUCUCGGGUGGUCUGAAGUUGGUAACAUUUGAAAUGCUAUUUCAAUGACCGAAUCAGUUUUGUUGAGAGUGCUUGGGCUAGACCCGUUAAGCUAAAAGGUAUUCGCUCAGUAAUUUUCUUGGGAAUUUAAAGUACCACGCAAAUGAGUGGUGAUAACUAUCACAGGUGAGUGCAUCAAAAAUCUCUCAUUUGUGGAGAAUGUUAGCCAUGGGACAGACGGAACAGAGCAAGAUUUACAGUAAUUUACUUGCAAUCCCAGAAGUGGUGAAUGAUUUGAAACGACUGGCUUAGGAGCCCAACGAAAACAAAAAAAAAUGUAAUGUAUUGUCAGUUAAUGUAUAUGCUAUAAGUUGUGCAUCUAAAACUAUUUAAAUAAAACUGAGACGUUAAAUUUGUA
Messenger RNA from Lineus longissimus, 5470 nucleotides. RefSeq names its product cullin-1-like. Gene Ontology annotation, cellular component: SCF ubiquitin ligase complex. Gene Ontology annotation, biological process: SCF-dependent proteasomal ubiquitin-dependent protein catabolic process; protein ubiquitination. Gene Ontology annotation, molecular function: protein-macromolecule adaptor activity; ubiquitin protein ligase binding. The transcript has 18 exons. NCBI's taxonomy places the organism in Eukaryota, Metazoa, Nemertea, Pilidiophora, Heteronemertea, Lineidae. The record is from RefSeq and is a predicted model, not a curated record. Bases 197 to 2524 code for a protein of 775 amino acids.